This is a messenger RNA of Debaryomyces hansenii CBS767, 945 nucleotides long. Its product is annotated as spermine synthase. The record is from RefSeq and is a predicted model, not a curated record. Gene Ontology annotation, molecular function: spermidine synthase activity. Gene Ontology annotation, cellular component: cytosol. The transcript has a single exon. The coding region runs from base 1 to 945 and encodes 314 amino acids. Lineage: Eukaryota; Fungi; Ascomycota; Pichiomycetes; Serinales; Debaryomycetaceae. Gene Ontology annotation, biological process: spermidine biosynthetic process.
AUGCUGAUAGAAGCCCCCCAAAUCGAUUUGAAAUCGUUCCAACAUGCAUGCAUUAAUGUUAUAGACAAUAAAUACUGGUUUCACGAGACAUCUGCUGAAGGGUUUCCCGGGCAAGCAUUUGCAUUGGAAAUCGACCAGAUAUUGUAUCACGUCCAUUCUCAGUACCAGGACAUAUUGAUAUUCAAAUCAACCACGUUUGGCAAUGUGUUAGUGUUGAAUGGCAUAAUCCAAUGUACCGAAAGAGACGAAUUUGCAUAUCAGGAGCUUAUUACCCAUUUGCCAAUAAUGUGCCAUGCAAGCCCAAGAAGGGUCUUGGUAAUCGGCGGAGGAGACUGCGGAGUGGUCCGAGAGCUCAUUAAACACCUCGACGAGGGAGUAGAUGAAAUAACAAUGGUCGAAAUCGACGACAUGGUUAUUAAAUUGCUGGCUAAAUUCUUACCAGAGAUGGCCAAGUUUCAUGAUCACCCUCGAGUUAAGAUGAUCAUCGAUGAUGGGUUUAAGUAUUUGAAAUCACUCUCUGCACAGGCCCAUGAGAAGUACGAUGUCAUAAUCACCGACUCGUCCGACCCAGAUGGCCCUGCAGAGGACUUUUUCCAAACAAAUUACUUCAAAUUGUUGUCUAACGCAUUGAAUCCGGACGGAAUUGUCAUUAUGCAAAGCAGUGAAAAUAUAUGGUUAAACAUAAACUACUUGAGUCAAUUGAUGCAAAAGGCUAAUCGGGUGUUUAACAACGUUGCCUACAGUCAAUGCUACAUGCCCAGCUACACCAGUGGCCAAUUGGGAUUAAUAGUUGCUACCAACGACACGUCGAAUGUCCUUAGCAUUCCGUCCAGAAAGUUUUCCCCGGAAAAGGAACUCCAUUUGUUCAAGUACUACUCGAGCAGCGUCCACCAAGCGUCGUUUGUGUUACCUACAUGGGCUCACAAAACCCUAAAUAAUAAUUAG